Molecule: messenger RNA, 396 nt
Organism: Rhodotorula graminis WP1
Lineage: Eukaryota; Fungi; Basidiomycota; Microbotryomycetes; Sporidiobolales; Sporidiobolaceae
Exons: 1
Biological process (GO): regulation of ARF protein signal transduction
Molecular function (GO): guanyl-nucleotide exchange factor activity
Source: RefSeq, a predicted model, not a curated record
AUGCUCUCCCUGUACAGCUCCGAGCCCUUCCACCUCGCCGCCCUUCAAGCGUUCCUGCGCCUCUUUCCCUUCGAGAAUCUCGCCCUCGACAUCGCCCUGCGCGCCUUUCUUUCUUCGGCGUCCCUCCCGUCCGAGACGCAGCAGAUCGAUCGCGUCAUGGAGGCGUUUGCGCGGCGCUACUGCGAGUGCAACCCGGGCCUGUUCGGCGCCGUGCCCAAGAAGCGCGAGGUCGGCGACGAGGGCCUCUCGACCGAGGGCGGCGCAAGCGACGACGGGAGGUCGGGGCUCGGGCCGAGGCGGGACGGGCAGGAGGAGAGCGACAUCCCUUACGUCCUCGCCUUCUCGAUGGUCAUGCUCAACACGGACCAGUUCAACCCGAACGCCAAGAGCAAGAUG